AUGGCUGUGAGGCUAGACCAUGCUGAGAUAGAUGGAAGCUUGUAUGCUAUGGCCACUGCUUUAGGCUCUUACCAUAGUCCCAACACUUCACGGUUUAAUACUAAUUUUGUUUGCUUGACUGGACCAAGCUGGAACUUUUGUCUUCUUCCGUUUAAAUCUAAGCAUUUGGUGAAGCCUGUUGAUCCAGAAAUGGAUGGAUACCCUCAAGAACAAUCCCAUUUAACAAACAAAUGGUUUAGCUCAAAGUCAUCAAAGAAGAUACCUCUGACUGCUGUUACUUCUGUCAUUGAUGGCUUGAAAAAACUUUAUAUCGAAAAGUUAAAGCCUUUGGAAGUUACAUACAAGUUCAAUGAUUUUGUCUCCCCUUUGCUAGUAGAGAUGGAGUGCAAGGUGAAGCAGUUUACAAUUAGUUGA
Miscanthus lutarioriparius is the source of this 414-nucleotide messenger RNA. Lineage: Eukaryota; Viridiplantae; Streptophyta; Magnoliopsida; Poales; Poaceae. The record is from the annotation of a GenBank genome assembly.